UAGAUCAUUCAGGGUUUCCCAACAUCAUGCGCAGGCCGAGCUGCGUCUCUAGGAAAUAGUUUACACGCGGAUCGUAAAGCAACGAUGGUUGAUGCGUCUGCAGUAGAAGCAUUUUCAAAUACAGCAGCGCCUGCAUUGAGGGUUGAGUUGUGCAUGAUUUGGGGUCCGCAAUUGAUCGGUCCAGUAGGUGCCACUAUGGAUGCAGUCGCUGUGGGCGGGUUCAGAGGAGCCACCGUUGAUCAUGAAGUCGCUGGGGAAGUUGCUGCUGAAGAAGUAUUAUUAUUCUGUGUGCGGGCAUUUGUACCAGCAACGAAAAGAGCAUUUUGAGAAAAAAGGUUUUGUAAAGAAGACAAGAGUAGGACAAUCGGAGGAAAGAAGGUGUAUUUAAACAAAACUAC
Messenger RNA from Sclerotinia trifoliorum, 398 nucleotides. The record is from the annotation of a GenBank genome assembly. NCBI's taxonomy places the organism in Eukaryota, Fungi, Ascomycota, Leotiomycetes, Helotiales, Sclerotiniaceae.